AUGAAUGUUUAUUGUUUCAGUCUUCUCAAAUCGACUAUGAAAAAGAAUGUGACGGACGAGCAGAGCCACCACAGAGCCGGAGGACCUCAAAAAUGUGCCGAGUUCGAGUGGAUUCGUGUUUGGAAGGCCCCAGAAUCACUACACAUCGAUUCCACAACGACCGGAGAACUUGAAGAUUGCCCAACCGACAUCAACAGUUCGUGCCGCGAUUCGACAACCAUUGAUGUCAUCGACUCUAUUCCUAACAUCGAGUCGAUCAUCUGGUUUUCAAUACUCCGUCGUCGUCUAGGCAAAAGUGACUCAGAAACGUUACCAGUCGGCAAGUUUGCCCUUUACGCUUCCCUUUCCGCUUUGGCAUGUUCAAAAGUUUCCGUUCUCCUCAUCAUGCUCUACAUCAGGCAGAGAUUCUUCCCACCGAGAUCGACUCAUCACACUACGCCACAGGAUCCCCACCGCUCCUCAACGUUGAGUCCUACAGACAGCAGUUGCUCCAGAAUCUCUCCCAGCACUCGCAUCCCACCGCCAAUACCAUCUCGAGCUCCGGUGACUUCACCAGUUCUGCAGUCUCCGCUGUUGCCAACCAUGACCCCUUCAAUGAAACUACCGGAUCCUACUGCUUUCGAAGCUGAGACUCGAAUCGAAGAAGAGCGAAAGAAGCAUUGUGUCCAAAGGGAAGUGUCUGUUGGAUAG
Caenorhabditis remanei is the source of this 690-nucleotide messenger RNA. RefSeq lists its product as uncharacterized. The record is from RefSeq and is a predicted model, not a curated record. The transcript is spliced from 5 exons. NCBI's taxonomy places the organism in Eukaryota, Metazoa, Nematoda, Chromadorea, Rhabditida, Rhabditidae. The coding region runs from base 1 to 690 and encodes 229 amino acids.